CCUUCCCAUUAUACCCUUCCCGAACCACAUAAAAACCUUCAAUUCUUCUUCUUCUUCAGAGAAAAUAAUUCCAAUCUUCUCCUCUCUCCUUCUCUUACUGUCCGACUGGAGUAAGGGAAAAAGACAUGGAGCUUGUCACUUAUUCCAAAACUAAUCCCGACAAAAAUCAAAAUCCCCCCAAUCUCCCCUGGCGAGACAUGUUCCGAUCCGCCUCCAUCCGACGCCCCUCCGACGCCCCUGCCACUCCGUCCGACGCGGCCCCCACUCCAUCUCCACCGUCCGACCCCGACAAAACCCCAUCCCCAGACUCCUCGAGCCAAAUCCCCACCGUCGAACCCCACGCCCGCCUCGCCCUCUACAUCGCCAUGGCUCACGCCGGCCUCCUCUUCACAGCUUUCCUCUUCUACGGCCUUUUCAAGCUCUUGGAAGAAUACCUCCGUCCGAUCCAAUGGGCCAUUCUAUGCUCUAUCCCCCUCCGUGGCAUCCAGACCGCCCUCGUCAGCUUCUGGUCCGAACCCCUGAAAUCCGGCCUCCCUGAGACUCUGUUUGCCGUUCCCGACGCGAUCCUCCGAUCGUCUGCAGCUACUUUCUCCGACAUCCGCUCUGCCUGCUUCCGCCUUGCACUCCGCCGCAACAGCGGCGACAAGCCCGGACCCGACCCGAAGCGGGCCCGCCCCGGGUUCACCCGUCUCGUCCGCUGGCUCGUCUCGUUCUGGGUCUUCGUCCUGGCCUACGAGAAGUUCGGCCUUGGAUCAAUCCUCCUCUCUGGUUUUGGGCUCGCAUCUGCCUACGGUGAUGUGAAUUCGACCAUCUCGGCCGUCCGGUCGUUCCACCUCAACAGCCUCUCUCGUCGUCGUCGUAGUAGAUUCAGUGGGUUUCUGACGAGUAGGAUCCUCAAGCAAUUGAAGACGAUCGUGGCCGUAGGAUUGAUCCUGGGGAUGAUUGUGGGGUUCUUGUUCGGCGGCUUCUUCUUCACUUACAAGAUUGGGGUUGAGGGGAAGGACGCAGUAAUUUCUCUGAAAGAGCAUGUACAGAAGAGUAAUUACGCCGAGAGGAUGGGCAUCAAGCAGUGGAUGGACGACAACGACGUGCCGGAGAUGAUAGACCAAUACACUGGAAAAUUCUAUGAGACGGCAUUGGAGCAGAUCGAUAGCCUGGCUAAGCAGUACAAUCUGACAGAAUUUGUGGACGGGAUCAAGCAAUUCAUCUUUAAACCGUCUGUCGACUCGUCGGCCCAGCCUUCAACGGCUCUGAUGGCUUCGCCGCACCCAUACAUGGAAAAACUCCAGAGUCUGAAGACCCGUGUUGGCAAUCGGGAGUGGGGGCUGAUAUACACGGAGUUGGAUGCAAUCUUCCGGGAGUUCCUGAUCACUAGAGAGGAUUUGGUCCAGCGGGCGAAGGGAUAUGCUGUCCAAGGGAUCGACGUCUCGAGGCGGGUGCUUGCGAGUGGGAAGUCUGUCAUUGGUGGGAGUGCGAGCUUCCUCUUCUCUGUCGGUGUCUCAAUCAUCUCUGGUGCGGCAGGCCUCCUGAACUUCGUCUCACAAUUGAUGGUCUUCUUCUGGUUGUUGUACUACCUCAUCACGUCGGAGGCCGGCGGGGUGACAGAGCAGGUGGUGGGCAUGCUCCCGAUCUCAAAAUCGACAAGAAUCCGGUGGGUUGAGGUCCUCGAUCAUGCAAUCAGCAGUGUCCUUCUGGCUACAGCCAAGAUUGCAAUCUUCCAGGGAUGCCUUACAUGGCUGCUGUUCAGAUUCUUCGGGAUACAUUUCGUGUACACAUCGACUGUCCUUGCUUUCAUCAGUCCCUUGUUUCCAAUGGUGCCCACGUGGUUGUCAUCGAUCCCCGCAGCUGUGCAGUUGAUGAUGGAAGGGCAUUAUGUUUGGGCCGCCAUCCUGUCGGUUGUUCAUCUCAUGCUGAUGGAUUACGGGACGUCAGUCAUUCAGGAGGAGAUACCAGGCCACAGAGGUUAUCUCACGGGCCUCAGCAUCAUCGGUGGGAUGGCCUUGUUCUCGUCUGCAUUGGAGGGGGCUAUCAUGGGUCCUCUGAUAUUGACGGUCGUGAUCGCCUUGAAGAAUUUGUAUGCGGAGUUUGUGCUGGUGGAUGCAGAGGAAUGAAUGAGACGGGUAUCUUCAUGCAGAAAAUUCACCGGGAAUUCCCGAUUCCAUGCACUUGUGUGAAGAAUUUCUGUAUCUCUUGUUCGGGCCGUUCGCCAGCACAAAUGGAGGCGAAAUGGGAGACAUUUUUUUCACGAAGAUUGUCAGUGGGGGGUGGCCCGUCUGUACUUGUGUGGUAUAUUUAUUCAUUUUUUAUUGAUUUUACUUCUCUAUGAGAUAGAAUUAUUAUUAUUCAGGGUGUGUGUUGUAAUAUUUUGCUCAGAAUCUCAACUUUUGGAUGUUUGAAGAGAAACCUGUACACUUCUUUUUUUUGGUGUAUCGUUUAGAUGUGUAAUUUUUGUGGUGAAAUGGAAGGUGUGAUAAUAUUUUUGUGUUGUAA
Messenger RNA from Magnolia sinica, 2490 nucleotides. RefSeq lists its product as uncharacterized. Lineage: Eukaryota; Viridiplantae; Streptophyta; Magnoliopsida; Magnoliales; Magnoliaceae. Bases 126 to 2111 code for a protein of 661 amino acids. The record is from RefSeq and is a predicted model, not a curated record. The transcript is spliced from 2 exons.